Messenger RNA from Mandrillus leucophaeus (drill), 885 nucleotides. RefSeq lists its product as uncharacterized. Lineage: Eukaryota; Metazoa; Chordata; Mammalia; Primates; Cercopithecidae. Gene Ontology annotation, molecular function: proton-transporting ATPase activity, rotational mechanism. The transcript has 4 exons. Gene Ontology annotation, biological process: proton transmembrane transport. The record is from RefSeq and is a predicted model, not a curated record. Gene Ontology annotation, cellular component: vacuolar proton-transporting V-type ATPase complex.
AUGUCACCCACCAGCCUCCUGUGUCUAAAAAAUAAACGUCAGACUGUAGCUGUCUUCUCAGGUGGAACAGAGAUCACCAGGAGGAGAGCACACUUGUAUAAACAGCUCCUCCUCUAUCAGAGCAAUGAAGAUAAAAAGAGGCCUGAACCAGCAGCCUUCACUACAGGCAAGAGUAGUGUGUCCACUGUGACCUGGACAACUCUCUUCUUCAUGCUCCACCAUUAUUGCACAGCCUAUACUGACUCAGCGCCCUCCCUCGCUGCAUUGCCUGGAGCAUCAGCCACACUCACCUGCACCCUGAGCAGUGGCUUCAGUGUUAGUGACUGCAAUGUACUGCUUCCAGCAGAGGCCAGGGAGUCCUCCCAGGUUUCUCCUGAGAUACUCAUCAAACUCUACAAAAAUGUCAGCCAUACUGUGGGAGUUGAGGUUCGCCUAGAGAUGAGAGACUAUGAGGAAGAGGUUCUCUCAGGGGCAGAUGCUGUCACAGCUGCAGGAGGUGAUGGUACAAUGCUUCUGCUAAUCACCACUGUCGUGGCCAGUCACUUGCAAGGGAUCCAGCAGCUAAUGCAGGUUGAGAAGCAGGCCGUUAAGAAGGUGUCAGAGGCCUGCAGCCAAAAGAACCAGAGGCUGAAGCAGGCCAAAGUGGCAGUUCGGGUUGAAAUUGAAUAGUGCCACCUGCAGAGGGAUAAAGAGUUCAAGGCCAAGGAAGCUGUGGCACUGGGAUCCCAAGGCAGCUGCAGCACAGAAGUGGAGGAGACCCAGGAUAAAACGACCAUCCUCCAGACCUACUUUCAGCAGAACAGGGAAGAGGGCAUGGAUAACUUCUUGGCCUUUGUCUGCGACAACCAGCCAGAAAUCCAUGAAAACUACGGCAUAAACAGAUAG